Messenger RNA from Bufo bufo (common toad), 1894 nucleotides. RefSeq names its product deoxyhypusine synthase (gene DHPS). The record is from RefSeq and is a predicted model, not a curated record. The coding region runs from base 174 to 1223 and encodes 349 amino acids. Gene Ontology annotation, molecular function: deoxyhypusine synthase activity. Gene Ontology annotation, cellular component: cytoplasm. Gene Ontology annotation, biological process: peptidyl-hypusine biosynthetic process. NCBI's taxonomy places the organism in Eukaryota, Metazoa, Chordata, Amphibia, Anura, Bufonidae. The transcript is spliced from 10 exons.
GCCCGAUUACCAGGCAACAGGCCGACUCUCCCGAGCCGGAAACUAGCAUAAACCACGCCCUCCUUGUGGGCGCUGGCUGCCUGGCUUGUAGUGGGCGUGGUCAGCCGAUCUCCUUGACGCAAAACGCCGAGACUGCGCUGUAGCGCCGCCGCCUACUGGAUCAGAUUAAAAACAUGGCAGAUGGGCUGCCCAAAGAUGCCAAGGAGGCAGUGCUGAUGGCGAGCGAUUCUCUACCGGAAGGAACGCCGCAGAUCCGAGGAUACGAUUUCAACUGUGGGGUGAACUAUGAGGCCUUGCUGCAGACUUACAUCACAACAGGCUUUCAGGCCACGAGCUAUGGGCAGGCGGUGCGGGAGGUCAACAACAUGAUUGACACCAAGCUGUCGUCCCCUGGCGGAUGUACCGUCUUACUGGGGUACACGUCCAACCUGAUCAGCUCGGGAGUACGGGAAACGAUCCGAUACCUGGCAGAGCACAAGAUGGUGGAUAUCAUUGUCACCACGGCUGGAGGUAUAGAGGAGGACUUGAUCAAGUGCCUCGCUCCUACUUACAUUGGAGACUUCAGCCUCAAGGGGUCAGAUCUGAGGCCACGGGGCAUUAAUAGGAUCGGGAAUCUCCUGGUUCCUAAUAAUAAUUACUGUCUGUUUGAGGACUGGAUAACGCCGAUAUUGGAUCAAAUGGUGCUGGAGCAAGACACUGAGGGGACUAAGUGGACACCGUCUAAGAUGAUCGCUCGCCUAGGAAAGGAAAUUAAUCACCCCGAUUCUGUAUAUUAUUGGGCCCAGAAGAACAAUAUUCCGGUAUACAGCCCGGCGCUCACAGACGGAUCCAUCGGGGAUAUGCUGUACUUUCACUCCUACAAGAACCCGGGGCUGAGGCUGGACAUCGUUGAAGAUAUUCGGCGGCUGAAUUCUUCUGUGGUGUUUGCUAAGAAGACGGGAAUGAUUAUUCUGGGAGGAGGACUGGUGAAGCAUCACAUCUGCAAUGCCAACCUCAUGAGGAAUGGUGCAGAUUAUGCUGUUUACGUGAACACGGCGCAGGAAUUUGAUGGGUCGGAUGCUGGAGCCAGACCAGAUGAAGCCGUAUCCUGGGGAAAGAUCCGCAUGGAUGCUAAUCCAGUUAAGGUAUACGCAGACGCCAGCCUGGUUUUCCCGUUGCUUGUUGCUCAGACCUUUGCACAGAGAAAAGCUGAGUUCUCCAGCAGGGAGAAAGGGCAGGACUGAGGAGGACGUUUCCACUAUGGUUGCACUCUGAAUGCUGCGCUGUUGGCUUCCAUCCUCUGCUUCUCCUCCACAGGAGUGUAAUGGACAUGAUCCAGGCGUGUUACCUUGUGCAGACAUACAGCGCUGUGUGCACAUAGCUCAACACACCGUGCAGCUCUCCCGCUCUGGGUGACCAGAGUAUCUUGGAGUUGGGCUCCUCUUAGAACGUGAAGAGCAGUCACCUCCGUCAUACAGUAACUCUUCACCUUUAGCAGCCACUGUAAAUUAAAGGGGUUUUGCCAUUCAGCCAACUUUUCUCCUGGCAGGAGUACAGGAGGUAAGUGACUGAUCACCGGGAGUCUGACUGCUGGGACCCCCGCUAAUGCCAGAAUAGGGGGUUCAUACUCCUGCUCUGACUGGAGCUGAGUACAAGCUCUCGGCUAUGUCUGGUACCCCCAUAGAGCCGAUUGUAGGGGGAGCAUGGGUCCUGGUUCUCAUGAUUGGCUGUCGGACCACCCCACCGAUCAGACACUUAUCCCCUAUACAAAGGUUGUCUUAAUGGGACAACCCCUUUAAGUAAUGUUAUCUAUUGAAGUUGUAGCUGUCUGCAUGUAUGUGGGGGAGGGGUAUGGAAAUAAGAGAUUGUUAUCAAACUGUAACUGUUUUUAUUUUUUCUAAAAUACAAAAAAAAA